AAGUGACGUGAUCGGUCAUACUCGUUUGUAAGUCCACAGUGGAUGUGCAAAUCAUACUACAUGUAUUAACUGCCUUGAUUUUCUGUGCUCAUUUUAUUUGGAUAGAAAUAUGAUUCCGCCGAUCAUCGCGAACUACUGUUCGUCGUUCGACUGAAUGGGUCUGUGAGGAAAUUCCAACAUGGCCGAAAUAACAAAGGAGUCAGUCACAGAGGGAGAAAAAGAUGAAUCUCGUUUUCGUAAAGAAAAAAUUAAAUAUACGCCGGAGGAGGAGGCCAAGCUGGAGAGGCAACACUUCUGGAAGGUGGUUGAUGCGUUCAGAUAUUACAGGAUCCAUAUUCUGGAACAGGUGAACCGGGCCAAGCGUCAGUUUUGGAGCCUCCCGCAGCACCACCAGGUGCUGCUGCCGGGUGUCCUGGCCAACCUCACCUGCCUCAGUCAGUGUGUUGAGAGAAACCAGGAGAUCUUGCAGGCUAUUGUUCUCAACUGUUUACACAUGUUUGAGAACAUGGCGUAUGGUGAGGAGGAUGAUUUAAGGAAGGUGCGUCCCUCUUCUACAUUUGACAUGGACAAGCUGAAAUCCACAAUCAAACAAUUUGUCCGAGACUGGAGUGAGGCAGGCCAGGCUGAGAGAGAAUCCUGCUACCAGCCCCUUAUCCGAGAGAUCCAGAGACUGUUCCCAAGUGACCAAUACGAUGUGUCUAAGGUGAGCGUGCUGGUUCCAGGUGCAGGCCUUGGCCGUCUAGCCUGGGAGAUCGCUCGACUUGGUUAUAUCUGCCAAGGCAAUGAAUGGAGCUUCUUCAUGCUCUUCUCUUCAAACUUUGUUCUCAACAGGUGUGACACGGUGAACUCUCUGACAUUGUACCCCUGGAUCCACCAGUUCAGCAACAACAAGAAAUCAUCUGACCAGACACGUCCCAUCAGCUUUCCUGAUGUCAACCCCCAGGAUUUGCCGCUUGAUUCAGACUUUUCCAUGGUAGCAGGGGAUUUUCUGGAGGUUUACACUGAGCCAGAGUCCUGGGAUUGUGUGGCCACCUGCUUCUUUAUUGACACAGCUCACAAUGUCUUGGACUAUGUAGAAACCAUCUGGAAGAUUCUUAAGCCUGGUGGGGUCUGGGUUAACCUGGGUCCUCUGCUGUACCACUUUGAGAACAUGGCUAAUGAACUUUCAGUUGAACUGAGCUACGAGGACAUCAGGGAAGCUAUCAUUAAAUAUGGCUUUCACAUCGAGGUGGAAAGAGAGUCAGUUCAGACUACUUACACAGAAAAUGACCGCUCUAUGUUAAAAUACGUCUAUGACUGUGUCUUCUUUGUGGCGCGGAAACCCACUCACCUGUACACCAAUGGCCAACAAGAUGAGCAACCUCACAACUCACCAUCAGCAGCUAAAUCGCCACGAUGAGAAGCUGACAGCCUGACGUGAUAGAAAGUCAUUUGAUACGGACAAAUCUUAAAGGAAAGUGGCUCUUUGUUAAGAUUACAUCAGAUGACGAAAGCAAAGAAAAAUGUCUACAGAAUCAAAAGACUAAGAAGAUGUUUUUAUUUUCACUCCUGCUUUAAUGCAUAUCUCAUGGAGAAAAUCACCUCCCAAAUCCCCCUUGCUUUUUUUUUUUUUGGGUGCAGGAUAACCCCAAAAUGUACGUUGUCAUGUUUUAAAUUGGCAGAGUAUAUGGUCCUUUUUCUACAUGAUUCUGAUGAGUCUAAAUGGGUAAAAAUCUGGGUUUCCACUGGGCAAGUUGUUCCUCUGUGCUGUCUUUAAAGGAUAUUUCUGUUUUUUGUUUUUUUUUACAGUGGUGUCUUUUGAGGCCACGGAUUAGGAGCCUUAAGCCUGUCCUUUCAACAAGGAAAAAUACUGAAGUGCUUCAGUAAGACAAUUUCCCAUUAUCCAUGACUUUUCUAUUGCACUGGCUGGGCAGUUAUUUCAUGGGUACUACAAUGAGUCUUUUCUGAUUCUGAAACCAGGAAGUAGCUCGGCAAUGCAACACCCGCACUUUUUCCCACUUUCAAAUACGUGGGUUCGCUAAUUAGAUUGAGUUGUACUUGUUGAAACAUGUCUUUCGCGGCACCAUAAGAACUCAUUGUGUAUCAAGAUCUUCACAAUGACGCGGGUGAAUAAAGUGUGAUGUAAUCGAAAAGCAUGAUGGCAAAAACUAACAACCUCCCCUCGCCUAGGUCGUCCGUCAGGACGCCCCAAAUAAGACAAAAGGUUGUGAAAAAUCGGAAUGAUCCCUUAAUGGUUUUUCAGUCAGUUAUAAGUAACCUGACUUUUCUUGUUGCAGUCUUGUUGGUUCUCACUGUCUGAUGGCAAAAUGAGCGUGUAUAUCAAUGGGAACGAAUGUAUGACAGGUUUGAUUCUGGUUUAUGCCUCGAUCAUGUACACCUUGUAUCUUUUUUUUUUUUUCAAAAAACUGUGCCAUGAACUGUCGUCUCAGUUGUGAUCACCGGGUUGCUUUGAAGCUUAAACUGGUGUUUAUUUCAACUGUUUUUUUUUU
This is a messenger RNA of Lampris incognitus (smalleye Pacific opah), 2489 nucleotides long. It is a transcript of the gene carnmt1, whose product is annotated as carnosine N-methyltransferase 1. Gene Ontology annotation, molecular function: S-adenosylmethionine-dependent methyltransferase activity. The record is from RefSeq and is a predicted model, not a curated record. NCBI's taxonomy places the organism in Eukaryota, Metazoa, Chordata, Actinopteri, Lampriformes, Lampridae. The coding region runs from base 179 to 1399 and encodes 406 amino acids. The transcript is spliced from 8 exons.